Messenger RNA from Acanthosepion pharaonis, 1956 nucleotides. NCBI's taxonomy places the organism in Eukaryota, Metazoa, Mollusca, Cephalopoda, Sepiida, Sepiidae. The record is from the annotation of a GenBank genome assembly.
AUGACAAAGAAAAAAAUUCGACGGGUGCAUCACAUUAGUAUUCCGAAGAAACCAGUUUUCAAACUUUCUUUCUUUCUUUUACUUCUUACCAUUUUUCAUUUAGAAUACUAUGAGAUCAAUAACAUUCCUUUGAAAACCCAUCUAUCGUCCAUUACUAUUAUUCCCUUUUAUCAUUUCCUUCUAUCAUUACCUUUUAUCGUUUCUUCAAUCAUUCCCUUCUUAUCGUUCCUUCUAUCAUUUCCUUCUAUCAUUUCGUUCUAUCAUUCCCUUUUAUCGAUCCUUCUCUAUGUUUCCCUUCUAUCAUCCCCUUAUAUCGUUCCUUCUAUGAUCCCCUUUUAUCGUUCGUUCUCUCAUUCCCUUCAAUCGAUCCUUCUAUCACUCCCUUUUAUCAUGUCCUUCUAUCAUUUCCCGCUAUCGUUCCUUCUAUCGUUCUCUUCUAUCAUUUCCUCUCAUCAUUCCUUCUAUAAUUCCUUUCUCUCAUUUCCUUCUAUAGUUACUUCUAUAAUUUCUUUCUAUCGUUUCUCCUAUCAUUCUCAUUUAACAUUUCCUUAUAUACUUCCUUCUAUCAAACCCUCCGAUCAUUCCGUUUUGUCGUUUCAUCUAUCAUUCCCUUUUAUCAUUUUCCUUUAUCGUUCCUUCUAUCAUUCUUUCCUAUCAUUCCCUUUUAACGCCCCUUCUAUCAUUCCCUUCUGUCGGGCUUUUUAUCAUUCCCUUCUAUCAAUCCCAUGUAUCAUUUCCUUCUAUUGUUCCUUCUAUCAUUCUCUUUUAUCAUUCCCUUUUAUCGAUCCUUCUAUCAUGCCGUACUAUCGUUCCUUCCAUAAUUCCCUUCUAUCAUCGUUCACUUUUAUCGUUCCUUCUGUCAUGCCCUUCUAUCAUUCUUUCUAUCAUUCCCUUCUAACUUUUCCUUCUAUCAUUCACCAUCUGUCAUUCCCUUUUAUCGUUUCUUCUAUCAUUCCCUUCUAUCAUUCGUUCUAUCAUUCCCUUCUACCAUUCCCAUCAAUAGUCCCUUCUAUCAUUUCAUUCAAUUAUUUCCUUUUAUCGUUCCUUCUGUCAUUCCUUCAUUCAUUCCUUUUACCUUCCUUUUAUCUUUCACUUCUAUCAUUAGUUUCUAUUGUUCUUUCUAUCUUUCCCUAUUAUCAUUUCUAUCUAUCAUUCCCUUCUAUCAUUUCCUUCUAUCAUUCCCUUCUAUCAUUCCUUUUAUCAUUUCUUUUAUCAUUACCUUUUAUCGUUCCUUCAAUCAUUCCCUUCUCUCAUUCGUUCUAUCAUUCCCUUCUAUUUUUUCUUCUGCUAUUCCCUUCAAUAUUUUCCUUCCAUCGUUCCUUGUGUCAUUACUUCAUUCAUUCCUUUUACCGUACCUUCUAUCUUUCCCUUUUAUCAUUCUCUUCUAUCAUUCCCUUUAGUCAUUUUCCUCUAACGUUCGUUCUAUCGGUCUAUUCUAUCAUUUUCUUUUAUCCUUUCUUCUAUCAUUGCUUUUUAUCACUUUCUCCUAUACUUUCUUCUAUUCUUCCUUCGAUCAUUUCUUUCUAUAAGAUCUUUCUAUUAUUCCCUGCUAUUAUUGCCAUCUAUCAUUUCCUUCUAUCGUUCUUUCUAUCAUUGUAUUUUAUCAUUCCCUUUUAUCGUUUCUUCUAUCAUUCCGUAAUAUCGUUCGUUCUAUCAUUCCCUUCUAUCAUUUUCUUGUGUCGUUCUUUCUAUCAUUCACUUUUAUCAUUCCUUCUAUCAUUCCUUUCUAACCUUUCCUAUAUAUCAUGCCCUUCUGUCAUUUCCUUUAUCAUUCCUUCUAUAAUUCCCUUCUAUCAUUCGUUCUAUCAUUCCCUUCUACCAUUCCAUUCUAUCUUUCCUUCUAUCAUUUCUUUUAUGAUUUCCUUCUAUCGUUCUUCUCUCAUUCCUUUUAUUCAUUCCUUUUAUCGUUCCUUAUCUUUCCCUCCUAUCAUUCCCUUUUAUCGUUCCUUCUAUUAA